UCACCUCCUCUGCCAUGGCUCAUGGCUCAACACAGUGGCAGCACUGCUACCCAGACCCUUUACACUGCUACCCAGACCCCUCUCACUCCUCUGCCAUGGCUCAGCGGCAGCACACACCGUUCACACCAAUCUCAGCGGCAACACCAGCGGCGAUCAAAACCUUUUCACCAAUCUCAUCAACCUCAGCCCAGGUACCUCCCUUUCCCCCUUUUUUUCGUUCAGCACCCUUUCACCAAUCUCACCAAGCUCAGCCCAGGUGCAAUGGGGGUUUCUUCUUUUAUCUUCUUUCUUCUUUGUCUGUUGAAGCUUUGGGUCUUUGA
Messenger RNA from Ilex paraguariensis (yerba mate), 320 nucleotides. The record is from the annotation of a GenBank genome assembly. Lineage: Eukaryota; Viridiplantae; Streptophyta; Magnoliopsida; Aquifoliales; Aquifoliaceae.